This is a messenger RNA of Cydia pomonella (codling moth), 6996 nucleotides long. It is a transcript of the gene lovit, whose product is annotated as proton-associated sugar transporter A. Gene Ontology annotation, cellular component: membrane. The coding region runs from base 608 to 2398 and encodes 596 amino acids. NCBI's taxonomy places the organism in Eukaryota, Metazoa, Arthropoda, Insecta, Lepidoptera, Tortricidae. Gene Ontology annotation, molecular function: sucrose:proton symporter activity. The record is from RefSeq and is a predicted model, not a curated record. The transcript has 9 exons.
UACACACUGUAUGAUCAUAACUCUCGCUAUAUGUGACAUCUUUAAAAGUGUGAAAUAAUUUUCUAUGGAUGUUUGCAAAUAAUACUAGACCGCUUUUUAGCGAUAAGACCGCCUAUUUUACAGUACGUAUGGCCCUUGAUAUUUUCAAUAUAUAUCGUUACGUAAUGUGCUAAUUAUCGCACAAGUCCGGUAAAGUCGCACCAUAAAUGUACCUACUGUUAAAGAGUAUUUCUAUUGUAUUGAUACUAAAACGAGGAUACGGGAACGGGGAACGCAUUUGCAUUAAGUUGAAUGUGCAAGUCUUUUCCAGUGCAUUUAUACAUCCUUCGUAGUUGUCGCGCAGGGCGGGCGGGCAUCGGCGAGGGCGGCGCGCGCGCUCCAGUCCACUUCCGCUCGCCGGCCGCGAUAACUACUGCCCACUGCCCAACUUAACUACUUCCAAACUUACCUCGUUACCGACUUCAAGUGUUAUCUAAUUCUAAAAUUAGAACAUCAAAACAACAGUUAUCUAUUCUACAAAUAAACACCAAAUAGUUGAAAGGUUUUAGGGACAUUCUGUAAACAGUUUGUUGGAAAUUCUCCUUUCAUGAGAUAGUGAGUUCGAGGUAUGGCUGAUAAGCUCCAUGAAUACCAGGGGGUAACAGGUCGGCUGCACGGGGUUAGGGAUAAGUGCAAAGAAAAGUGGUCGCAAUGGAAAGAGGAACAUCCAAAAGGAGUGAAGGAGACUUUUAAGGAUUCACUGUUUGGGAUUCCUCAUUCUGAAGGUCCAGGGAGAGUCUGGCAGGAAAGCGUGUACAGCGACAUAUUCAGAAGGAAAAGUCGGAUCGAGCUGAUGAGGAUAUCAGCAGCCGUGAUGGGCAUCGAGUUCUCAUACGCAGGCGAGACCGCGUUCGUCUCCCCGACCCUCCUCCAGAUCGGGGUGCCCCACCAACAGAUGACGCUAGUGUGGGCCUUGUCCCCACUUGUGGGCUUCUUCAUGACGCCGCUGCUGGGCUCUAUCAGUGACCGGUGUCGCUCGCAGUUCGGAAGGAGAAGGCCGUUUAUUGUUAUGAUGUCUAUUGGCGUUUUAUUAGGGCUAAUAUUAGUGCCAAACGGCGAAGCCAUAGGAUACGCGCUUGGCGACGAGAGGCCAGCCAAUCGCACGGAAGCACCCUCGGUGCUUGGCCCACGGAGUUCCAUCCUAGACUCCACCGACACCAACUAUCAUCCCUGGGGCGUGUUAUUUACGGUGCUUGGAACCGUCUUUUUGGAUUUUGACGCUGAUGCCUGCCAAAGCCCCGCGAGGGCUUAUUUGUUGGAUGUUACGGUGCCAGAGGAUCAUGCAAAGGGACUUAGCACAUUCACGAUAAUGGCCGGCUUAGGCGGCUUCAUGGGCUACGCCCUCGGCGGCAUUAACUGGGAUGAAACGCGAUUAGGGGAGCUGUUUGGAGGCCACGUCAGAGCAGUGUUUUCACUGAUUACCGUGAUCUUCGUGGCGUGUGUGACAGCCACCGUUACGAGCUUCAAGGAAAUUCCUCUCGGGGAACUGCAGGAGCAGGAGGAGUUCAGGAAGCUGGCUGAGACGGAGAGGGUGCAGGAGAGCUUUGAUGCUGGAGACGAGCCCGUGAAAAACUUGAAGCGGGACAAUACAACGUAUGGCUCAUUGAAUCAACCGGCUGAGGGAGAUGACCAGAAUGGUACAAGCUGCAACGUACCCGAAAGCAGUCACGGCGAACACUUGUCUCUGCGGCACUACCUCCGCUCCAUCGUGGUGAUGCCGUCCUCACUCCGCGUGGUGUGCCUCACUAACCUGUUCUGCUGGAUGGCACAUGUCUGCUACUCACUGUACUUCACUGACUUCGUGGGUGAAGCGGUGUUCGGUGGGAACCCUGCUGCGCCAGUAGGCUCCGAAAGCCGUGUGCAGUACGAGGCUGGAGUGCGCUUUGGGUGCUGGGGCAUGGCUAUGUACUCGCUGUCAUGCGCCUGCUAUUCCACCGUUAUCGAAAAACUCAUCAAGAGACUGGGAGCUAAGAAAGUGUACGUCGGUGGGCUGUGCACGUACAGCUGCGGGAUGUUUAUGCUGUGCGCGAUCAGAGCGCGCGCAGCCGUCAUACUAUUUAGCUGGACAGCGGGCGUCAUGUACUCCACGCUUUUUACUAUGCCCUACCUAUUGGUGGCACAUUAUCACGCCACGGGCACGUGGGACAGCGCCGGCGGCGGCAGUGGCGACGCUCGCGGGCUUGGCACGGACGUGGCAGUGGUGAGCAGCUGUGUGUUCGUGGCCCAACUGCUGGUGUCGGUGUUGAUGGGCUUGGCCGUGAGCGCCUCCGGCUCCACCGCCGCCGUGGUAGCCGUCGCCGCCGCGCUGGCCGCCGCCGCCGCCUUCACUGCGACUAAGAUCACUUACUUAGACCUAUAAGAUUGUUAACGCAUAAGCAUAAAAGCUGUAUUUGAUAUAGACGUCGGCUGGGAAAGCAGUUACUUAAUUGUACGUAAUACGGAGUCCAUAUUCGAAGGCCACUCUUAUAGCCAAUUAAACUUGUAAGUUGGCUAAGACCAACUAACAAGGCUGUGAAUGUGGCUUAUUACUAGCUUAAGAAACACUUAUACCGGAGGAAUUCAAUCAGAAAUUCUACAACUUUGACUAUUCUGACACUCUUUCAACAAUAUAAACUCUGCGAUCAAAGUAACUCCAUUCCACAGUCCAUAAGUACCUAAACGAAGUCCUGUUAAUGCUUCGGAUUUAGUAUUUACGCUGCUUAUGUCUUGGUUCUGAAAUACGAUAGUAAAAUUAAAUAAUUUCAGGGUUUCUGCUUUAAGCCGAAAAUGUGCUAGAACUAGAUGCAAACAAACUCACAUUAUUAGAAUUCUUGGGAACAUGUAGCAGCUGCAACUAACAAGGAAAGGUACCCAACUGUCCGGUUCCGAUUUGAUUUAUAUUUAUAUAUGUUAUAGAGUAGUCUAAAAUAACGGACAAGUAUUUUUUUUAGCUGCCCAAACUCAACCUAUUGGGAGAAAUUGUCCUCCAAAGUACUAAAACGUUACUAAAUCUUCUAACUCCUAUAGAAAGUGAUGCUCAAGCAACUUGCUAGUUAAUGGCUUGUUUGAGUAUAUGUUUGAGAACAGGAAAAAAUAAUGUACAUGUGUUUUGUUAUAUCUGCUUAAACUCAAGUUUUCCUAAAAAAACAUCCGUCUUUAUGUCUAACUUUAGCGAUAAGAUAUUAUAAAACUUCGAAUGUCGAUUGUUUUGUCGGUCUAGCAACAAGCACUUAUGAAUAGUAAGACAGUAUUACAUAUAAUUAUCUUAAUCUAAUUAUCAGAGCAAUUUAUUGAUGUUGUAAAUAUUAUUCCAUAUAUAAUACUAAUGAAUAUAAUUCAUAGAUCAAAUUUAAUACUAAAACUUUCACAAAAUAUAGUCAUACAAAAAAAAAUGUAUAAAAAAUACUAGUCUAGAUUGUUUCUAGAAUAAAUUCUAAAUGUCAAACAAAUAUAAUAAAAACAACAAAGGAAAUACAUGCAUUGGAAUAUCCAUUUCAUCAUCAUUAUUCAAAUAUAAUAAAUAAUUAAUCAUUUCGAAUCACAAUUGAUCCCACGUUGUUUUAUCAUUCAUGUAGUCUUGUGUGGUAUAAUAAGCUUUAGAAAUAAGUUUACGCUUUACAUGAUUCUUAAAUUUAUUAAUUGGUAACUCAGUAAUAUGGUUUGGAAGUUUAUUAUAAAAUCUCACACAAUUACCCAUGAAUGAUUUUUUAAUUUUAUGGAGCCGAGUGAAGGGCACGGCGAGCUUAUGUUUAUUUCUAGUAUUAAUAUUAUGAAUGUCACAAUUUUUCUUAAAAUAGGCAAUAUUUUUAUGCACAUACAGAAUAUUCUCAUAAAUGUAUUGACAGUGCACUGUCAGGAUGUCAAUUUCCUUAAAUUUAUCUCUCAGUGAGUCUCUAUGGUUCAUUUUAUAUAUUGCUCGAAUAGCCCUCUGCAGAACAAAAAUGGUAUUUAUCUCUGAAGCACCACCCCACAGUAAAAUACCAUAUGACAUAAUGCUAUGGAAGUAACUAAAAUAUACUAAUCGAGCUGUUUUGACAUCAGUUAUUUAAUUUAAUAUUUGCGAAUUCGACUGUAAAAAGUCCACACUUAGUCCACUUAGUUUACUUUCUAAGCAAUCUGCGUCAAAUCUACCUCUGUGUUAAUCCUAGAAUCGCAUAUUUCUGCUAUUCGCUCCGUUCGCUUGCAAGACUUGCCAACACGGCAUCUUGUGCUGUUUGGGGCCUCAGCUCAUAACGUAUAAGAAUAUUUUUUAUUUUAUUUUCAGUACUAUUUCGGUAUAACCAUGUUUGUAUUAGAAAAACUCAGUCAUACUUAGUUUUAAACACGAAUAAAUUUUAAAUGCAGUUAUAUUUAAAAUUCUCAUGUAGUGAUAUUUUACUCUCAUAAAUCUUUUUCAGUAGGUAUUUCCAAUUAAACAAUAAGAGAGUUGGAAGGAAAAAAAUCAUAACUUGUGACUCUCGAUUCCAAUUACAAACAUUAUUUAUUGGGUUGGGUGAUCUCUUACCUCACACUUAUACAAUAAAAACCUAGUAAUUAAAUAUACAGAAAUACAAAAAAAAACAUGUAUCGUAACAUAACACUAAUAUCAAUAUAUAAAUUCAUCACAAUAAAAUCAUUUAACAUUUAUUUACCCAUUUAUAACUAGAUAGUAACAAUUACUGAGGAUGUCGUUAGCAUGAAAGGACACCGAGGUCCAUUAAAGGAUUAUCUACCCUUCACAUACAUGUAAAUAUUGGUUCCAUAUAAUGCCUGAAAGCUGUUGUAGCUACGUAGAUAGUAUUUGCUCAUGUGAGUGAUAUUUCAUCCCGGUUCUGUUUUAAUUGUAUGGCUUUAUGUACUUAGGAUUAUAGUAAGAAUUAUUUAAUAUGUCCGAAUUGUAUGUAGUACAGUCGCCAUCAGAUAUAUUGGAGAGGCCGAGGUGCUCAGAAAUAUCUGAACACGCACUUUAACGCCUUGACAAUAGAGGUGUGUUCAGAUAUUUGUGAUCGCUCUGGCCGCUCCGAUAUUCUGAUGGCGACUAUACCUAAGCAAUGACUGAUUGAUUGAUGAGAUGUGUGAUGUCUAAGACAAAUUCGCUCUUCAUUUGCAGCAAGGCGAAACCGGAAAACUAGUUUUAACAUGAGAAAACGAGUUUCACUAAAAACUGGUUUUUACAAUUUACUAUUAAUGAUAAUUAUUACACAUCAAGGGAAUAGUAAAUCACCGAUGCGGUAUGUCAAAUAUCGUUCCAGAAAGUAUCCCGUAAAGAGACCCUUUUACCUAAUCAGAUAGCGGCAGCUUUGAACACCCCAGCCAUCCGGCUGACCGCGGUUUCCCGAACAACCCGACUUCUUUUCAUUUGGCUCUGGCAGUUCAUGUUAAAUGGACAAUAAAACCCAAUGUCCGCUUCGAAUUACCUAACCGUAUCGUGAACAAUAUCUCGGGUCAAAUAGGUUCUCCGGAACACUAGCAGAUGUUUUGCCCAAUACAAAUAUGUAGAUACAUUAUUUGUCGGUAUUGUGCGCUUCUAAUGGGGAGUAUUACUGCAAUGUUCUGCCAUCAGAGGGCAGCACUAGCACCUUUCUUAAACCAUAGAGUAACACGGUCCCUUAACUGUGUCAUGACAAGUUUCCACAGAUAAUAGAAUAUGACAUUGAUGCAUCAAGGCGGUUUGUUUACAAAGGGCCUACCGAGAAACGUGAAAAUCGAAAUUUAUUUAUCUGCCUCUUCAUCGCUCGAAUAUGCAAGAGUGAUAGAGAGGUUAUAUAGAUAACCAAAUUUCUUUCUUGUGUCGCGGUAGACCCUCAGAUUGUGAUGGAUUGUGGUAGUGGCGCCCCCUACGCAGAGUUUCCCCUAAUAUUCCCUAUUAUUUCUGCGUAAGUUAACAAGAUAUACUAACGCAUAAGCUAACCUAUAAGUAUUUAUACGAUUUUGAUCAUUUGUAUAAAUAACUAGGUAUAAACCGUUUGAAAAUGUUUGUACGCGGUAGUAAUUUAGUAGAAAUAUCAAAAAUUACAAGAGAUUCAAAUAUGUACUUACAUUAAUUUGCAUUAACUAACAUUUUUUCAGUAUUAUAGUCUUUUUGUUAAAAUAUAUUACCUUACAAAAGUCAGCUUCAGGUACCUAUAAAGCUGAUAUUCAACCAUGUAUAUAAUGUGUAUAGAUGUUAAUCAUAUUGUUACAGAGAAUCUGGAUGGUAUUUAGGUGAUGUUUACUUAUAUAGAAUAAUAUAAAAGUGUUCAAAUAUUUAAAACGUUUAAAUGGAAUUUAUAAACUAUAAAAAUCAUGCUAAGUUAGAAUUAAUUAAUUAAUUUACUUAGUGGAGCUAUGUAUGUUGCUGUAUAUAUAUUUUGCUAAAAUGAUUGGUGAAGGAAAUAAACACAGGAGCUUCCUAACAGACAUGAGUGACAUGACAUAUAAAUUUUACCUUUUCCGUCACGUGCAUUGGAUGCCUUAGUUAGGUACUACAUAUUUCUUGAGUAGGUAUACCUACCUACUUCUAUUUAUUGACCCUUUAUAAAAUUUUCUAUCUCGUACUUUGCUGGUAUUAUAUGUUGAUUAAAAAUUUCUUAACGUCCUUGAAAACAAACAGAGAAACGUUCAUAAGCUUACUAUACUCUUACUAGUAUUCUGAGAGCCUAGCCAAGAUGCCAAUAGUUUGCGCCGUAGCGAAUGAAACGGUAAUGUCUCUAUCACUCUUCCAUGUAAGUGUAGCAGAGAUAUAUAUUAGCGUUUUGGCGCUACACCGCAAAAAAAAAGAAAAGAGAAUGGCUUACACUACUUAUAGUCUAUGGAUUGGACAUGGGUCCAUGGUGGGUUAGGCAGGGCUUGAGUUUGCCGAUUGCAUGUUGUAAAUUUUAGGAUGAAAUCUAAAACUUAUGUCUCAGACAUUAUUAUAUCUGAAUCUGAAUUAAAACUUGACUUGACAAUAAUAACUUUAUCUUAUAAAUAAAUACACAGCACGCUGUCCUUGUAUAUAAAUAAAUGUGUAACAGGCUC